Molecule: messenger RNA, 588 nt
Organism: Saccoglossus kowalevskii
Lineage: Eukaryota; Metazoa; Hemichordata; Enteropneusta; Harrimaniidae
Source: RefSeq, a predicted model, not a curated record
AUGGUGACACUAGGCUACAUAACAAAUGAGGCAAAGCGUUUUCAUAUCUUUGUGGCAAUCCGAGUUCAACUAAUUAGGGAUUUCACAUCUCCAGAGCAAUGGCGACACAUUGCUACCAAAGAUAAUCGUGUAGACAUAGUGUCGAGAGGAAAGAAAUUGAGUUCUUUAUGGUGGAAGGGACCAACAUUCCUAUCGACAGCAGCGACUUUGAUUCCAGAAACCAAUCAUGUAGAUCUUGAACCUAACAACCCAGAAGUCAAGAAGGGAACUGUGGUGGUCACAGAGGUCGAACCCGACAGCCAUGCAGACAUAUUAACAAGAGUGGAAUAUUUUUCGAGUUGGCAUAAGGCAAAGCGAGCUAUCGCUGUAUGUCUACGAUUUAAGCAGAAACUACCAAAAGUCUGUAAAGACUUAAAAUCAUUGAAGGAAGUGAUAAAGAUAUCAUACAUACCUGUUGAUGUUGACGAAAUGCGAAGGACUGAGCAGGAAAUCAUCAAAUUAACACAACAACAGGAAUUUGCUAAAGAGUUGCAGACUCUCCAUAAUACAAAAUUAUCAAGUACCACGACUGGUGAAAAAACACACUGA